This is a messenger RNA of Spodoptera exigua (beet armyworm), 1905 nucleotides long. NCBI's taxonomy places the organism in Eukaryota, Metazoa, Arthropoda, Insecta, Lepidoptera, Noctuidae. The record is from the annotation of a GenBank genome assembly.
CACUGACAGUAGGGAACUAACCUAUUCAACAGUGUGAGAUUAAUAGGUAUUGACUUAUUAGUGAUUAAUUAUUAUUGUAAUAUAUAGAUACGACAGCACCAGCUAACCAUACUAUAGCAAAAAUACCUCAUACCUGUACUAGAGUCUGUGAUUCUUGUGUACUUGAGGUAGAUAUUAUGGUAUUAUUGUCACGAAACGUAACCAGUAGGCUGCAGUAGUAAAUAAAUACACAAAUAUAAUAUGCCUACAUAAUAAUUAAUUUCCUUGCCGGUCAAUGAGUACUUAUCUCAAAGAUACUUAACAAGACACUUGAAUAUCCCCAAAAAAUAUCAACGUGUUCCAUGUCCUGCGCAGAGCUCGGCCACAUGACUUACCUACCAUUUCUUAUGAUUUAAUGGAAUUAUAAGUAGAAUCUCGGCUGGUUUGCUCAAAAAGUUGUCUUUUUUAAAUAGCUAGACAGGCCCUCCAGAAGAUACUUGUGUGCAGGUAUAAUCCAUUUUACUCCUAUACAUGCUAAAAGUAUGCUACUAACAAAACUAAGCAACAAAUAAUGAGACUUGGCCUUAGUAUUCUGCUCUUGAUGUAUUUUUGUGAUGGUUUCUUAAUACUGUACUAUCCAGUUUGUAAUGUAAUCAUAAGAUUACUUGUACUUUGAAAUUACAGAAAAGUGGCAUGAAACAGCCACAGUAUUGUUUUUGUUGUGUGAGUGACAUUACCAGAGCCCCAAUCCUUCCCCUCCCCCAAUUCCAAAAUCUCCAAAUCCCUAAUCCCCAAAAGGUUGGCAACACAUUCUUAACUACUCCUUUGUUGUGGAUCUUCAUGAGUGGCUCUGAUUCCUUACCAUCAGGUAAUCUGUACGCACAUUUGCCAACCUAUCACAUAAAAAAAUUUUUGAUAAAAUAGGCAUUUGCUUCCUCACAAAUAGGCCCUUGACCGCCGUGUCAAACAACACAUGCAUUUUUUGAUUUCAAGUGAAGUUACCAGAGGUGUAAUGUGUUUUCCAUCUUUAAUCAUUUUUUUAUUCUUAGUUCUCAAAGAGCAAACAACAUGCUGUUACCAUACUAUACACAUCAAUAGUAUUUCAUUACAUAAAAUGUUACAUGACAGACACAAUCUCUUGGGGGAUCAUUUUACAGGAUUCUAGAAGUUGUGUUAUUAAAUUCUAUACUAAUAUUAUAAAGAGAAUGGUGAAUAAUAAAGAUAGUGAAUCCGAAUCGGACGCCGUGUCCUCUGGUGACGAGGCGCGCUUCCGCAUCAGCGUGUGCAUGCGCCGCGUGUACAGCGACCACCGCGCGCGCGCGUACGUCAGCGCCGCGCCGCGCCGCCGCACGCUCUGGCUGCAGCGCCGACUGCGCGCGCGCUUCCAGCUGCCGCGCGCCUUCCAUCUGAUGUGCCGCGGCCAUCUGCUGCACCCGCGAGAGCCGCUCGCCCUGCUCGAGCGCGACGAUCUAGUCGAAGUAAUCCCUGUGAACGCAGAAGCUGAAAAGACUGUUCCGGAUGAAGUAGAUUCUGGGAAUAUCGUAGCUGAUCCUAAUCCCGAUGCGUCGCUGCCAGAAGUUACCGAGAAUCUCCAGGAAACUAAACGACAGGCGCUGCUUAUGCUGGACCAGUACUGUGCCGUACCGUUAGAGGAUUCAGGAGACCACGUGACACGACCUCGCCGGCGCCGGGUCAGGCGACGCCGACGCCCGGGCGCCAGACCACCAGGAGCUAGCUCCGGAGACGAGGCCCCAAUGGACACCUCGACAGCCGUGUGUCGCGUCGUCGAUUCGGAAGCAAUGGUGCUACGUAAUGACCUUCAACCGCGAGCACCGCGUGUCGUGCGUCCGCUGUCACCACAAGUAGCUUCCACAAAUCUUGACCUAGAAUCUACAGAGGUUUAAGCAUAAAUAAAUGUAUACAACA